This is a messenger RNA of Hyphopichia burtonii NRRL Y-1933, 837 nucleotides long. RefSeq lists its product as uncharacterized. The record is from RefSeq and is a predicted model, not a curated record. Bases 1 to 837 code for a protein of 278 amino acids. NCBI's taxonomy places the organism in Eukaryota, Fungi, Ascomycota, Pichiomycetes, Serinales, Debaryomycetaceae. The transcript has a single exon.
AUGACUGACGAAAACAAUUACAUAGUCCCUGGCAAUUUUGUUGGUCAGUUGCCGACUUUGAAUACCAUUCCAUUAAAAGUGCAAAAAUCCUACCACCAUAUCACCCCUUUGAAGCAAUUGGAUCCUCACAACCAUUCAAAUGUUCCUUCCUUUUUGAAAUAUGAUCAAUUUUUGAUUGCAGAUUCAAUCAAGAAACCUUUAAGUGACGCGCCAAAUGAUGAUUCGAGACUCACUGAUUCUCCUAUAAAUAAAGAGUUGAGUUUUGCUAAGAAUCAUCUUAAUGAAAUAAGUGAAAAUCAAGACGCUUUUGGUAGCUAUGAAAGUGAAGACGAUAACGAGGUAUUCUAUGAAAGUUCUCCUGUUCUACCUAAUGAUCAGCUUCAUCCCGUUUCUUCAGAUAGCGAGUAUUACCCAACUUUAUUAUCAGAGACACUAAAACCUACCGUCAAAGUUUAUAUUGACCCUCACAUGACUAAGCCUUUACCUCAAUCAAUUGACUUGAAAUUUGAUAUUCAUGAUUCAGAGUUGCUUCUUGACCCCUUGGUUGCAUACGCUCCUUUCAGUGACCUCAAUGAAGAAAGUGAUGAAAUGAAAUUAUUAAAUGUUUUACAAUUGGAAAUAGAAAACUUUGAGGAAGAACCUAAAGCUUUUAGUUGGUUGGAUUGCAUUAAUUUAAGUUAUUAUAACUUACGCUGUAUGAUUUUCGGAAUGUCAGAUGAUGAAUAUUUCGAAAAAUAUCCAUGGGCAAAGUUCUUCCACGAGGAAGAAUCAGAAGAAGGAGAAGAGGAGGAGAAAGAAGAGGGAGAUGAAUACUACAAUGAUAGUGAACAAGAUUAA